AACUUUGUGGAAUCUACUGGCCAACCCUGGCAUCCCGAGCAUCGCGAAUGGCAUCACAUUCGCACUUGAGAUAAAAAGGCUAGGCUGCUUUUCCGCCCGCACAACUCCUCCCCCCUCCCAACCACUACAACCAACUUCGCGUAUCUUCCGCUCGGUCUUCCCUUCCAACGAUAGCUUUUCACUCCCACCUAAUCGAGAUUACAAGUUCCCCCUUGCUCGAAAUGACCGGCCCAAUCACGGAGUUCAUUAUCCUAACGCUCAAGAACCACGCCACCUCCCCCUCCCAGCCUCCCGCAGCCUGGUCUGAUGUUACGGACACUCUGAAAUCCGUCCCCGGUGUCGAUGCCGUGUACACGGGCACACAGAUCGAGGACCCCUCCAAGACGGUCCUCGUUGUGCAGUGGGCCUCCCCCGACGCCUUCUCCGCCUUUGCCGCCUCUGAAUCCUACAUGCCUUGGUUCGCCUCCCUCAAGGCCGUCUCCGCCCACGCCUCCCCCGACAGCCCGGGCACCGCUCCGCCGCUCUUCUACAAGGUCCCCUUUACCGCUGACUCUGACCCAGCUGCGGUCCUAGGCGCGCCUUGCACCGAGGUCUUUGUCGCCUAUGGCGUAGACGACUCCUUCGCGGGCCGGACGGCCGACUUUGCCAAGGGCCUUGCAGAUGGGAGAGCUUCGGUAGAGGGGUUCCACGGGCAUGCAUAUGGUGAGAUUUCGACGCCGCUCGCUUUAGAGGGGUCCGGCGAUGGGGAGAAGGGUCCCGCGGUGACGCUGCUGCUGGGUUGGGAUAGCAAGCAGGCGCAUCUUGACGCCAAGGCCAGGCCUGGACCGAUAUCCAACAACAUUGAUCUGCUAAGAACAGGCCGCAAGGGCAUUUCCAUGUAUCACGUAAACCUGAAGCGGCUUUGAAUGAUGACGAAAGGCGACCAGGAAGAAGUCUAUAAUUUGAUGGGAGAAGAAAACGAACAUGGUUUGAUCAUGACUCAAGACUGUACUCUACGAUGGGCUACAAAUGAAACUUGUGAAAGACAUUACCAGUGACAAGUUCCCUACCCUUUGUAGAUUGUUGCUUGCGAUCCCAU
Colletotrichum destructivum is the source of this 1078-nucleotide messenger RNA. RefSeq lists its product as uncharacterized. The transcript has 3 exons. The coding region runs from base 222 to 905 and encodes 227 amino acids. The record is from RefSeq and is a predicted model, not a curated record. NCBI's taxonomy places the organism in Eukaryota, Fungi, Ascomycota, Sordariomycetes, Glomerellales, Glomerellaceae.